UCUUCGAUUCAAUUCCAUAGCGUCUGUUUCUCGCAUUUCUCCUUUGUUGAAGCAGCGUUGAUGUAUUCGACAUUCUUCUUUGAAUCUCAUCUGGAGAUGUCGUUUUCCUCUGCUAUUUCAAGGUAUGGCUUCCUCAAAUCCCCUCUCUUUUUGCAAUCUUCGCUGCCUGCUUUCCUUCUUUCUCUCCCUUCCGCCCUUAGUCUGCAAUGCUUUCUACAUUCCCAUUCCGAAAACCCUAAUAGCCUCCGAGAUCCUGUUGCUUCGUUCAAUCGCUUGCUCUCCAUGAGUCCGCGGCCCUCCAUUGUCGAAAUUAAUAAGAUUUUAGGAUCACUUGCAAAGUCCAAACACUACCAAGUGGCUAUCUCACUUUCUGCCCAGGCUGAAUUGAAAGGAUUCCAACCAUCUUUAGUUACGCUGUCCAUUUUGAUCAAUUGUUAUUGUCAUGUGGGUGACAUGGCUUCUGCUUUCUCUUCAUUGGGUAAGACUUUCAAAUGGGGUUAUAAACCAAAUACUAUAACAAUGACUACGUUGGUGAAAGGACUCUGCAUGAAAGAUGUAGGGAAGGCGCUGGACUUUCACGAUGACCUGUUGACAAAAGGAUUUUGUUUAAACGCAUUUACUUAUGGUACCUUGGUUAAUGGACUGUGUAAAGCUGGAAAAACGAGAUGUGCUGUUAACUUGCUUCGAAUGAUGGGAAGACGGAGAAUUAAAACUAAGCCUGAUUUGAUUUUAUACAACACAGUCAUUGAUGGCCUUUGUAAAGAAGGGCUUGUAAGUGAGGCAUCUCAAUUGUGUUCUGAAAUGAUGAGCCAAGGAUUAUGUCCUGAUAUUGUCACAUACAGCACCUUAAUUCAUGGUUUCCUCUGCGUCAACCAAAUGCAACAAGCUGCUGAACUUCUAAAUGAAAUGGCUUUGAAAGACAUCACUGCUGAUCUUUGUACCUUUAAUAUCCUAGUCAAUGGAUUUUGCAAAAGAGGAAGGAUCGUAGAAGCUCAAUCUGUCCUUGCCAAGAUGAUGAAAUGCUCUAUAAAACCUGAUUCUGCUAUAUUCAACGCUUUGAUGCAUGGGUACUUUAUGAGGAAUAGUGUUGAUGAGUCAAGAGAAGUUUUCAACAAGAUGAUCAAAAAUGGCUUCGCACCUAAUGUCUGGAGUUACAAUAUAUUGAUUAAUGCACAUUGUAAAUUAAAAAUGGUGGAUGAAGCGCUAGAUCUUCUUAAAGAAAUGCGCUGCAAAAAUUUGGUUCCUAAUAUAGUCACUUACAGCUCUCUUAUUGAUGGCUUGUGCAAAGCUAAGAGAUUCUCAUAUGUGCAAGAUCUUGUUUAUGAGAUGCGUCUUAAUGGCCAAGUUCCUAAUAUAAUAACCUACAAUAUUUUGUUGGAUGCAUUUUGCAAAAUGAAACUUCUUGACAAGGCAAUUGCAUUAUACCAGCAAAUCAUCAACCAAGGAAUGCAACCUACAAUGAGGACAUGCAAUAUAUUGAUUGAUGGUCUGUGCAAGGGUGGUAAGCUAAAUUUAGCACAUGAGAUCUUUGAAUUCCUUUUGACCGAAAGCAAUCAUCUAAAUGUCUGCACUUACAACAUUAUGAUGAAUGCACUUUGUAAAGAAGGCUUGUGCAGUGAAGCAUUGGCAUUGCUUUCAACAAUGACAAAGAAUGGGUGCCUUCCUAAUUUGGUGACAUUUAAAACGUUAGUGGGAGGUCUUUUGAAGAAAAAUGAGAAUGAUAAAGUAGAGAUGCUUAUUCAUGAAAUGAUUGGUCGAUGUCUUCUAAAAUGGUAAAAAUAAGGUCACGAUACUUCUGAUCAUUGCUGUACUUGUUAAGAUUCAUUCGAAAUAUAUGGGGAAAAAAAAAGUGGUUCCUUCUUUGGGUUGAUGAAGUUGUACUAUUCAAUUGGUUGAUUGCUCUUGAAGAUGUUUUGUUGAAGUCAUGUGCUAGUAUAUUAACUUUGGUUUGUAUUCUUA
Molecule: messenger RNA, 1959 nt
Organism: Prosopis cineraria
Lineage: Eukaryota; Viridiplantae; Streptophyta; Magnoliopsida; Fabales; Fabaceae
Product: pentatricopeptide repeat-containing protein At1g62670, mitochondrial-like
Exons: 1
Coding region: 61-1776 (571 amino acids)
Molecular function (GO): protein binding
Source: RefSeq, a predicted model, not a curated record